GAGAUAGAAAAAAGAUAAGAAGAGAAGAAAAGAAAAAGAAAAGAUAGUAGGAGAGAGAAGCCCCACGUCGACGUACCCCAUUUUGUGAUCAUCCUCUGUUCCCCACUCAUACGGAUAAAAACACGGCCACGUUAGUGUCGCCUUCCCAGUACGCUUGCGUUCUUAGCAUUCUCCUUCCCCUCCAUUUUACCACCAUUUUCAGAAAUCUAACUUUCCCAACCUAACCAUUUUCCUGCACCCAGAAAAUUUCCCCCGUGAUUCUUCCCUCUUGUCUCAUGGCAAUCAAUUUACAGCAUCAUUCUUUCAUGCCUUCAAGCUCUUCAAAUCUCUGGUCGUCGCAAAGAUCAAGUAGAUCCCAUUUUUUCUGCAAAAAAGUGGCUAAUGUUGAUCAUCUGCUGUGUUCUUGGGGUACUUCAAGGAAGAAAUGCCUCAUGAAGGAUACUGUAUUAUAUGAUAAUAACCAUAAUCUCAGUUGUCAAUUGAUGGCAUUUAGUAAAUACUGUUCAGUAUUUUGUAAAUCAAGGAAUGUGGGAGGUCUCCUUCCAUUUGCUUCUGCCGAUGAUGGUGUAACUGUUAAUGGGAGUACUCAAGCAAGUACCAGCGGUGAUGUAGAGGAAAUGAGAGUUAAACUUGAUCAAGCAUUGCAAACUGAAGACUAUAGCGAUGGACUUGUCCAAUCCUUACAUGAUGCAGGGAGGAUUUUUGAGUUGUCCAUUAGACGACAGAGCAUGUCACAAAAAAUAUCCUGGUUUUCAACAGCCUGGCUUGGCAUAGACAAAAAUGUAUGGGUGAAGGCACUGUCAUACCAGGCUUCUGUGUAUUCUUUGUUGCAAGCAGCCAGUGAAAUUUCUUCUCGAGGUGACAGAAGGGAUAGGGAUAUAAAUGUUUUUGUCCAGAGAAGUUUAUUACGGCAUUCUUCUCCAUUGGAGAUUAUGAUCAAAGAUAGCUUAUCAGCUAAGCAGCCUGAAGCUUAUGAGUGGUUUUGGUCUGAACAAAUCCCUGCUGUGGUGGCAACUUUUGUUAAUUAUUUUGAGAAGGAUCCCCGCUUUACUGCUGCCACAGCUGUGUGCGGCAAAGGAUCCUUGAGUUCUGGCAAUCCAAGUGAUAUAUCACUCCUCAUGCUUGCAUUGACUUGCAUGGCAGCAGUCACGAAGCUUGGCCCAACAAAAAUUUCUUGCUCACAGUUCUCCUCCAUGAUUCCAGAUAUAACGGGUAGAUUGAUGGACAUGCUGGUGGAUUUUGUUCCUAUACGCCAAGCAUAUCUUUCCAUAAAGGAUAUUGGUCUAUGCAGAGAAUUUCUUGUCCAUUUCGGCCCUCGUGCUGCAGCUGGUGGAGUAAAAAGUGACCGGCGGAUAGACGAGGUUGUUUUCUGGGUGGAUCUUGUACAGAGGCAGCUGCAGCGAGCUAUAGAUAGGGAAAAAAUAUGGUCAAGACUAACAACAUGUGAAAGCAUUGAGGUAUUGGAGAGAGAUUUGGCUAUUUUCGGAUUCUUUAUUGCCUUGGGUAGAAGCACCCAAUCUUUUUUAUUUGCAAAUGGUUUUGAUGUCAUAGAUGAUCCCAUUGAAGGCUACAUAAGAUACCUUAUUGGGGGCAGUGUGUUAUACUAUCCUCAACUUUCAUCAAUAAGUUCCUAUCAACUGUACGUAGAGGUAGUUUGUGAAGAGCUGGAUUGGCUUCCUUUCUAUCGAGGCAACAUGGCAAUCUCAAAACAGUUCCAUGGCCAUAAAAGUAGACAACAGGGUCCACCCAAUACUGAAGCUAUCCCGCAGGUAUUAGAUGUUUGCUCUUAUUGGAUGCAGAGUUUCAUAAAAUACAGUAAAUGGCUGGAGGACCCGUCUAGUGUUAAGGCAGCAAGAUUUCUUUCUAAAGGGCACACAAAGCUAUUGGAUUGCAUGGGAGAACUGGGGAUAUUAAAGAAUGAAAUGAAGGAAAAUAGUGCUAAGAAUUUUGUUGAGACAGCUGGAUCUGGACCUUCCUCACAGAUUGCACAAGAGCUGGGUUCUUUUGAUAAGGCAUUAGAGAAUGUUGAAGAAGCCCUUGUAAGACUGGAAGGUUUGCUUCAAGAGCUUCAUCUAUCAAGCACAAACUCUGGAAAAGAGCAUUUAAAAGCAGCAUGCUCUGAUCUUGAGAGGAUACGAAAACUUAAGAAAGAAGCUGAGUUUCUUGAGGCAUCUUUCAGAGCAAAAGCUGCUUCUCUUCAGCAGGGUGACGGCGGUAAUCUUUCUCAGUGUUCUGCUAGUCAGCAACCUCAGUAUUUAAAGGAAAAGAGGAGAAAGAAUGCUAGUCUAAGGCUGAACAGGAGCAACAGAGUUGUCAGCAAUCCUGGUGGAUUUUGGAGCUUUUUACUGCGCAUUCCAACCAGGAAACCUGACCCUGGCUCGUCUUCUGUGGAUGAAACUGAGGAUGAACACUUCAAGCAGGAUUCCACAGAUACAGUUAUUAAUGGUUCGGAAUUGAAUGAAAUUCACCGUUUUGAACUUCUAAGGAAUGAAUUAAUAGAACUAGAAGAACGAUUUCAAAGAAGCACAGAUCGGUCAAAAUGUGAAGAGGGUAUAAAGAAUAUAAAAGAUGGUGCCACUUAUAGGGUUGAAGCUGCGAGUCCUCAAUUGGUCCAAGUUGAGAAGAGGGAAAACAUUGUAGGGAAAUCAUUUGACAAGCUGAAAGGAGUUAGCACGGAUGUUUUGCAAGGAACCCAACUUCUGGCUAUAGAUGUUGCUGCUGCAAUGGGUUUACUUAGAAGGGCUCUAAUAGGAGAUGAACUGACAGAGAAAGAAAAGAAAGUUCUUCAGAGAACUAUUUAUGACUUGGCAUCAGUAAUACCCAUUGGCGUUCUUAUGCUCCUCCCUGUCACUGCUGUUGGGCAUGCAGCGAUGUUGGCCGCUAUUCAGAGAUACGUGCCAGCACUGAUACCCUCGACAUAUGGAGCAGAGAGGUUGGAUCUCUUGAGACAGCUUGAGAAAGUCAAGGAAUUGGAAACCAGUGAAGUGAAUGCUGAUGAAAACAAUGAGGAAUUAGCAUAAAUAGGACCAACCUAGACUGUCCUUCAUAAAAUUGAAAUGAUUUUUUUACUCGUGAAUCCCUUAAGCAAAAGUGAGCUUAUAGAAAUUCAUUCCUCGUAUCUAGGGUGCCUGGUAAGCACUGAUCAUUGCAGUCUUGCACUUCAGAACUGGAGUAUCUGCCUCAGGAUGGAUUGAAGCAUGAUCAUCUUUCCUAAAUAUGAGAUAUUAGGAACUGGACCCCCCAAUUUUUACAUAUAGCACUAUAUGUUUGAUUACAUUAGAAAUGAUUGGAUUUAGCCCGCACAUUGUGUGGCAUUUGUAAACUAUGAGAAAGUUGCACAAUUUAAUAUUAAGUUUUCUUGUCAUAAA
Messenger RNA from Malania oleifera, 3368 nucleotides. RefSeq lists its product as uncharacterized. NCBI's taxonomy places the organism in Eukaryota, Viridiplantae, Streptophyta, Magnoliopsida, Santalales, Ximeniaceae. Gene Ontology annotation, biological process: intracellular monoatomic cation homeostasis. The transcript has 18 exons. Bases 276 to 3020 code for a protein of 914 amino acids. The record is from RefSeq and is a predicted model, not a curated record. Gene Ontology annotation, cellular component: mitochondrial inner membrane.